GUGCUUUAAUAUCGCACUACUACCAGCAGACAAGGGACGGCACAAAAGUCAGUGAGAAACCCACCACCACAUUCAAUCUUCUUUUUACAACAAAUUCACCACUCUUUCUACCCUUCUCUGCAGAUUUAAACUAGAGAAUUUCUCAUCAAUCAAUCGAUAAACCCCACCAGAAAAAUAUCUGAUUCAGAUCAAUCAUGGGUUCUCUCAAUUCACAGCCACCAUCCGAGGUUUGAUUUGAUAUCUCUGAGCAUUUUUAUCUCUCAUUGAAUUCAAAAUCCUUUCUGGGUUUGCCUCUGAUUUGUGUUUUCAAUCGAUAGCCACUGUUUAGGAUCUGCUGAUUUACAUGCUAUAAAAUCGUGAUAUAGUUUACUGGGUACUGGCUAUUUCUAGGGUUUUCACAUUCGAGUUGCUGCAAAAUUGAUCUUGCUGCUUUAUUCUGAUGCAUCAAAUUCUAUCUGAUCAAUUAUCAAAGGCUAUAUAUAUAUAAAACCAGAGAGAGAGAUUGCAGAAUCAAUAGAAUUUAGCUGUCUUUCUUGUAAGGAAGAAAGAUGCAAUCUAGAAGGCAAGGUGAUGAUUACGUGACAGUAUCUCCAUCCUCAAAGCCACGUAAUCAACAUAGAUAUGAAGUAGGACACGACUCGUAUUCAGUGUCCCGUCGAGAUGCCCUGGAUCGGUCUCCUCGCGUGCAGAGGAGUUUGAGUCCGCACAGUAAGAUUGAUGGGUCUAGAAGGAUAUUACUAAGGGAAGGAAGAAGUGGUUCAAAUGAAAGGAGGGAAUAUGGUUGGCAUUUGGGUGCUGGAAGGUCUGACGAGGUCUGCCCUGGUUCACCUCCUUUUCUACAAGAGCACAGAAAGCCUCAGUUUGAUGAGGGUGUUGUGCAUAGGAAAUAUGAGUAUGCUGAUGAUAUCAAUUAUGAAGAUGGUAAAAGUAAUAGACUAAAGCAUGUUUAUGGGUAUGAUCAUCAUGCUGCAUCUUCUAGAAUUAGUAAAGAGAAGGAUUAUAGCGAAAACAGGUUUCCUGGUAAUGAUAGGCAUGUGACAAUAGGGCAGAAAUCGAUGCCCAUGGAAGAUGGAAUUAUAAGAGGGUUGCGUCGAGCACCUCCAGAUUUCAUUCCUCCUUCAAGUUAUGGGAAAACUAGUGAGCAUCUACAGUUGCCAUCCCGCCACAUGGAUGUCAGCCAGUUUGAGAAUGAGAAACUUAGGUAUAGGGAGCCUAUAUCUCCAGAUAAGAUACCAGUAAUGGAAUUAUACAAAGGGGAAAACCCUGUGUUUUGCUCAAGGGAGGAUUCAUACACCAUGAAUCCAUCUCCUCGCUUUAAGGGUUUUGGUAGCUCUCAAUCCAAAGAUUUUGCUGGCACAUCUUCAGGUGUUUCAAGGAGUGAGUUUCUGAGUUCUUUCAGGGAUUGUGUGCCCCUGUCUGCUUCUGAUGAAUACCCAAGGAACAGCAUGAAACUCACAGAACCCUUGGAUUUAAGCACAUAUGGUCAAAGGUCAGCCGUAGAUUUAAGAAAUGUGGAAACUGGUAAGAGAAUUAUGACAAGUUUUCCGCAUGGUGCGUAUAGCCCAAACAGAAAAGAACAUGAUGAUUACCUUUACCCUAAAUCACAGGGAUUAGUGAAUGAAGAUGUGGUCUAUCCAUCUGAUGAAUUGCAUAGAAUGAUGCCACCACGUGCUCAGUUGGAUCAUGACGUAGCUCGAGCAGAUUUUGAGUAUGGAGAAUUGUCAAGAAUGAGUGUUAUGCACCCCAUUGAAGAAAACAUUGAUCCAACGCAGGAUUUUUACAGAAACAGAAGAAAUAACACCACAUGGGAUCAUACUAUAGGCAAGCAGGCCGCCAUGGAGGACCUUAACUCAAGUAGAAUAUUAUAUGCACCAAAGCAUAGUGGGGAAUAUUUGGGUUCUGAAUAUUCUCAAGUUGAAUUUGGAAGGAGAGUCUCACGAGAUAAUGAGACAUCUCAUUUGGGCGUCACACAGGAUCAACAAACCUCACAUUUGAGAUCAAAUUAUGGGUUUGGAAGAGAUGCAGGUCCGCAGUUUGAAAAAGAUAGAUUACGUGAUCCAGUUAUGCCUAUGUAUGACUUGGAGAUGCAGAAAUUUUCUAUCAAAAGGCAGAGAAUGGAAGAUUUUCCCAUAUACAAGCCAUCUGAUAAACUGCUCAAAAGAAAUUACAGUGUGGAUGAUGAUUUAAAUUGUUGUGAUCCAAGAGGUAUUGUGUCAAGGAAACGGUAUGCACAGCUAGAGUGUAAGGAUGUUUAUGACAGUGGUGAGGAAUGGAUCGAGGAAAAUCCAAGUGCUUUACAUCCAUACAGAACUCAGAGGUUUGACCACAAUGCGUACAGAAAAGUUAAGAGAGAGUAUGAUGGGCAAGACCGUUAUGGAGAUUUUGCAUCUGAAGACUGGCUGUCUUCUCAAGAUUCUUUGGUACAUUCACAAAAGCAUUCUAAUAAACAUUAUAAACCUAGUGUUAAAUAUAUGAAGGGUCAUCCAAGAUCUGGUUCUUCAAGCUGGUAUAACUCACACCAGCCUGAUAAAAGAAGUGGAAUUCACAUAAAGCACAAAACUUGGAAAAGAAAUGAAGAUUAUGACGAUAAUGAGCAGGUGAAUGAUGAUGAUCCAUCAGAAGGUUGGGUGAAUAUGGCAGACACUGAGCAAUGUGAGGAUUCUGAGGAAUUUAAGCAACUGGUUCAUGAAGCCUUUUUAGAUUAUUCUAAGAAAUUGAAUUUGAGCUCGGCGGUUCGAAGAAGAUACAAGGAGCAAGGAAAAGCUGGUAGUUUGUUCUGCAUCGUAUGUGGCAGAAGCUCAUCAAAGGAUUUCAUGGACACUCAACGCUUGGUAACUCAUGCUUUCAUGUCUCACAAGGUUGGAUUGAGAGCACAACACCUGGGUCUUCAUAAAGCAAUAUGCAUUUUGAUGGGGUGGAACACUUAUGUGCCUUGCGACAUGAGAACUUGGGUUCCAGAUGUCUUGCCUGAGGCAGAAGCUUGGGCUCAGAAGGAGGAUUUGAUGAUAUGGCCUCCACUUGUUAUCAUCCACAACAUUUCUAUGUCAAAUGUGAAUCCAGAACAACAGAAGGUCAUACCUAUUGACGGGGUUGAAGCUUUUCUUAGAGGUAAAGGUUUUGUUGGGGGAAAAAUCAAGGUAUGCCUAGGUAAGCCUGCUGACCAAAGUGUUAUAUUGAUAAAGUUUUUGGGCACAUUCACUGGACUUGGAAAUGCAGAGAGACUUCAUAAAUAUUUUGCUGAGAAUAAACAUGGGAGAGAAGAAUUUGAGCAAAAAACAUCCAAAGCCAUUAAAAGCAGCAAUGGCUUUGAAGCAGAUUUGCAGGGAGACAAGUUGGAGGAGCGUCUUCUAUAUGGGUACAUGGGAAUUGCAGAUGACUUGGACAAACUCGACUUCAACACCAAGAAGUGGAUUUUGGUGAAGAGCAAGAAGGAUAUCCAAGAUCUGGAGAAUGCUCCUGUUAAAACUGAUGAUAGGUAGCAAUCUCAAUGGUGCAUUUAUAGGAGGAGGGCUCUGCGCCCUGCUCCACCUAGUCACUGAAAUUUCCAAGGAUCCCCAAUUCAACUUUCUUCAGGUUGGAUUCCUUGCUCUUCCUGCCAUUGGUAAGUACUAACAUGUUAUCAUGGAAGUAAUACAUGUUAUGGAUAAAAGAAGACUAGGGGGAAAAACAAUUGGUGGUUAAGCUGAAAAUUGUGUAAAAGUUUGCUUUAUCGUUUUUUCCACUUGGCAUUUGAUAGCCGGAUACUUCUUCAAGUUAUGUACGCAUAUCUAAUUUCUAAAGAUCUCUUUUAUGGGUA
Messenger RNA from Hevea brasiliensis (rubber tree), 3796 nucleotides. RefSeq lists its product as uncharacterized. Lineage: Eukaryota; Viridiplantae; Streptophyta; Magnoliopsida; Malpighiales; Euphorbiaceae. The transcript is spliced from 3 exons. Gene Ontology annotation, biological process: regulatory ncRNA-mediated gene silencing. The record is from RefSeq and is a predicted model, not a curated record. Bases 549 to 3479 code for a protein of 976 amino acids.